GGAGACAUUCUCAAACAACACACCUGACGGGGACUCUAACACUGCUGGGUCCUAGAAGGAAUAUACUUGUACUAUUGAACUGAACCUUGAGAAGAUAGAGGGAAGCACAGGAUCAAAUUGGCAAGGUCUACAGGACGUGAUAGGUACCCUCUACUGAGAAGGAUUCUAAGACUCGGCUUCGUCUCAGUUCAUCUCAGAAGUGAACCAAAGGACAUCUCAACAGGACCUGGUAAGAUGCCACUGACGACGUCUCUGUACCGUAAGCCAGCCUCGGCCCGCUGGUCCAGGAGGACCCAGAAGCGCAGGGAGGUGCUCUCUGUCAACAUGAUCAGCCUCCCAUUGGCCGACUUCCGCCAUGUUUCCCACAUCGGGAACAACGACCACAGCGACAGCUUCGGGGAUCUGUCCUUUCUGAAGGGGGGCAACAGCCUGGUGCUGCAGAGCUCUCAGAGUGAGCAGAACCUCUUGCUGGCCUGCUACCCUCCACCCAAACCCUCACGCCUUAACCUGGACGAGGCAGAGGCCACGGAGAGCCCCGAGUGGACCAGGGCUCACAUGAGCUACAGUGCCUCAGAGAGGAGGAAGAAGUGCAGCUCCUUGCCCCUGCUGGACAGUGAGGAGGGUGAGGGGAAUCAGGAGAUGGAGGCCAGUGUUAGCCCCAGCCACAGGUUCAUGGUCAGUAGCCCCAGUCCUGGCCAGGGCAGCCUGAGUUCUGGCAGGGAUGGAGACUCCACUCAGACCUACCCUGAGGACAUGCAGCAGCUGGAUGAGGUGGACAACAGCUUCUCCUUCAGCCUGGACCUGGGCCCCUCCAUCCUGGAUGAUGUGCUGCAGGUCAUGGACAGGCUCCACUAUUAGUGGAACUGCCAGACAAACAUGGGGUCCUCAGCAAGAGACUUCACUAACGUCAUCAUUGUGACUGGCAUUAGAACACUCCAAACUAUCAUAAGAAGAUGAACGGCUGACAAAGAACUCCUGACUAAAAGAGACACGCAGAGAGUACGGUUACAUGCACACAAUAAUAUGAUUAUUGUGAAUAGUCAGAUUAAUAUAAUAGUUUGAAUAAACGUUUACAUGCUUUGCAAGAAGAACAAUUUCCCUAAUAAUCCUGUUUACAUGGACACAUCUGCAAUCAGGCUACUUGAUGAUAAAUGCAGAAAAUCCCCAAUCAAAAUAAACGUUCUACCACA
Messenger RNA from Coregonus clupeaformis (lake whitefish), 1190 nucleotides. Its product is annotated as cdc42 effector protein 3. The coding region runs from base 235 to 858 and encodes 207 amino acids. Lineage: Eukaryota; Metazoa; Chordata; Actinopteri; Salmoniformes; Salmonidae. The record is from RefSeq and is a predicted model, not a curated record. The transcript is spliced from 2 exons.